This is a messenger RNA of Oncorhynchus nerka (sockeye salmon), 5428 nucleotides long. RefSeq names its product transcription factor Sp3-like. The coding region runs from base 299 to 2371 and encodes 690 amino acids. The record is from RefSeq and is a predicted model, not a curated record. NCBI's taxonomy places the organism in Eukaryota, Metazoa, Chordata, Actinopteri, Salmoniformes, Salmonidae. Gene Ontology annotation, biological process: regulation of transcription by RNA polymerase II. The transcript has 8 exons. Gene Ontology annotation, molecular function: DNA-binding transcription factor activity, RNA polymerase II-specific; RNA polymerase II cis-regulatory region sequence-specific DNA binding.
CAAUCUUGGAGACCCCACCCUUUGUGUUUCCCGCACCGUCAAUCAAAAUAGAAACAAUUGACUAGAAUCACCGAUUGCAGCCAGCCUUCGAUUACUGUAAUCAUGUUUCGCUUGUGGUAAUACAGAGAUUCUGCGAAAUAAAAUAAUUCACGCAAUGACUGCUUAGCCAACAGUGAACGUUAGCCUGCAUGCUAGCCACAACUACAACAUACGUAGCUAGCUAAGGCUUCAGACAGUUUGAUCAACUCCACACCGCAGCUGUAAUGGAGCCCCAGAACAGCCAGUGAAACAAGAGGAAAUGGCUGCCUUGGACGUGGACAGCAGUCAAAGCGAGUUUCUGCAGCAAGACUGUGGCACAGGAGAUCAGGACACUCAGUCGUCAUCGCUCGCUCUGCUGGCAGCUACCUGCAGCAAGAUCGAGUCGGCAUCAUCAGAUGGGGGUAACGGUGCUGCCGCUGCAGUGACGACAGACCUAACAUCCAUCCAGUUAACAGGGAACCCAGAUAGAUGGGAGGUUUUGACCCCCACAACAACACGGAAGGAGGAACCUGGCGCGGUCCAUAUCCAGAGUCGGGGGAUCGUGACAUCAAACGGACAGUAUGUUCUUCCUCUCCAGAACCUUCAGAGCCAACCGAUCUUUGUGACAUCAGGAAGCGACACCUCCGCCAACACAGUGCCUAACAUUCAGUACAUUCAGACAGCUGAUGGACAGCAACUGAGCUUCUCCACCUCCAGUGAGGACGGGGCCACUCUGAGCCAAGAUGCCACAGGGCAGAUCCAGAUCUUGCCUGACGGAACUCAGACUAUAAGUGUGACUGGGGCCGGAGACAUCCUUACUAAUAACCAGAACCUCAUAUCACAGACUGGUCAUGUCCAGCAGAUCCAGGGUGUUUCUAUCGGCAGCUCCACCUUUAACAACCAGGGUCAGGUUGUCACUAAUGUGCCUAUGGGGUUGCCAGGGAACAUCACCUUUGUCCCCAUUAGCAGUGUGGACCUGGACUCCCUGGGCCUCUCUGGUGCUCAGACUAUAGCAACAGGGGUCACUUCUGAUGGCCAGCUCAUCAUGACCAGUCAGCCUGUGGACAGCUCUGAGAGUUUGGAGAAGACAGGUGACCAGCACUCGCAAACACUGUCUGUAAAUGACUCGAAUGCUAAUGCAGACAUGUAUGUGCCAACGUCCUCCGCCCAGCUGCCUGAGGCCAUGGAUGAGACGGGUGUCCUAACCCAAGCCCCAGAGCAGACAGACCCCUCUGGUCUCCAGGGCUACAUUCAGCAGAACCAGGUCCAGAACAUCCAGGUGUCCUCAGGCCAGUCCAUCAUCCAGCUGCAACAGGUGCCAGUCCAGACCAGUGAUGGUCAGCUGGUGCAGGCAGCAGGGGGACAGACCAUGCAGAACGUUCAGCUCAUCAACCCAGGGACCUUCAUCAUCCAGGCCCAGACCGUCACGGCCUCAGGGCAGAUCCAGUGGCAGACCUUUCAGGUGCAGGGGGUCCAGAACCUCCAGAACCUCCAGCUGACCACCAACCCAGCCCAGCAGAUCACACUGGCCCCAUUGCAAACCCUGUCUCUGGGCCAGGGAGAAGCGCAACAGAUCCCCAACCUGCAGACUGUGACUGUCAACUCUUUGGUCCAGGCAGGCAUUCAGUACCAGCAGGCAGAGGACACCAACAGCCCUGGAGACGUCCAGAUAAAGGAGGAGCCGGACUCCGAGGACUGGCAGCUGGGCAGUGACUCCACUCUGAACACCAGUGACCUUUCCCACCUGCGGGUCAGGCUAGAGGACGAGGAGGACCAACUCGGCGAGGGGGGCAAGCGGCUACGCAGGGUGGCCUGCACCUGCCCCAAUUGCAAAGAGGCUGGGGGGAGAGGAUCCAACAUGGGGAAGAAGAAGCAACACAUCUGUCACAUUCCGGGCUGUGGGAAGGUGUACGGGAAGACAUCCCACCUGCGAGCGCACCUGCGCUGGCACUCAGGGGAGCGGCCCUUCGUCUGCAGCUGGAUGUACUGUGGGAAGAGGUUCACACGCAGCGACGAACUGCAGAGACACAGAAGGACACAUACAGGGGAGAAGAAGUUUGUCUGCCCGGAAUGUUCCAAGCGCUUCAUGCGGAGCGACCACCUGGCCAAGCACAUUAAAACUCACCAGAACAAGAAAGGAGUCAUGAACUCUGUGAGCAACGCGGUGGUGGGCUCCAUGGAGUCCGCGGGCUCGUCAGACAGCAUCAUCACGGCGGGCGGCACCACCCUCAUCCUCACCAACAUUCAGCAGGGCUCCGGUAACUCCCAGGACAUCCUGGCCAAUGCUGAAAUCCCACUACAACUGGUCACUAUAGCAGCCGGAGAAGUCCUAGAGAUGGCCGAGUCACAGUGACACUCACUUGCUCAUCACUCAUUUUCCCUGCUUAUAUAUAUAUAUAUUAGUACCAGUCAAAAGUUUUUUACACACCUACUCAUUCCAGGGUUUUUCUUUAUUUUUACUAUUUUCUACAUUGUGGAAUAAUAGUGAAGACAUCAAAACUAUGAAAUAACACAUGGAAUCAUGUAGUAACCAAGAAAGUAUAAAACAAAACAAAUAUAUAUUUUAUAUUUGAGAUUCAUCGGAGUAGCCACCCUUUGCCUUGAUGACAGCUUUGCAUUCUCUCAACCAGCUUCAUGGGGUAGUCACCUGGAAUGCAUUUCAAUUAACAGGUGUGCGCUGUUAAGUUUAUUUGUGGAAUUUCUUUCCUUAAUACAUUUGAGCCAAUCAGUUGUGUUGUGACAAGGUAGGGUUGGUAUACAGAAGAUAGCCCUAUUUGGUAAAAGACCAAGUCAAUAUUAUGGCAAGAACAGCUCAAAUAAACAAAGAGAAAUGACACUAGGUCAUCAUCAUUACUUUAAGACAUGAAGGUCAGUCAAUGCGGAACAUUUCAAGAACUUUGCACGUUUUUUAAGCGCAGUCUCAAAAACUAUGCUUCACAGAGUUCAAGUAACAGACACAUCUCAGCACAACUGUUCAGAGGAGACUGUGAAUCAGGCCUUCAUGGUCGAAUUGCUGCAAAGAAACCACUGCUAAAGGACACCAAUAAGAAGAAGAGACCUGCUUGGGCCAGGAAACACGAUCAAUGGACAUUAGACCGGUGGAAAUCUGUCCUUUGGUCUGAUGAGUCCAAAUUGGAGAUUUUUGUUUCCAACCGCCAUGUCUUUGUGAGACUCAGAGGAGGUGAACAGAUGAUCUCUGGAUGUGUGGUUCCCACCGUGAAGAAUGGAGGAGAUGGUGUGAAGGUGUGGGGGUGCUUUGCUGGUGACACUGAUUUAUUUAGAAUUCAAGGCACACUUAACCAGCAUGGCUACCACAGCAUUCUGCAGCGAUAUGCCAUCCUUUUUGGUUUGAGCUUAGUGGGACUAUCAUUUGUUUUUCAACAGGACAAUGACCCAACACACCUCCAGUCUGUGGAGUGUGAUGGAGUGAUGGAGCGCUGCAUCAGAUGACCUGGCCUCCACAAUCACCCGACCUCAACCCAAUUGAGACGGUUUGGGAUGAGUUGGACUGCAGAGUGAGGGAAAAGCAGCCAACAAGUGCUCGGUGUAUGUGGGAACUCCUUCAAGACUGUUGGAAAAGCAUUCCUCAUGAAGCUGAUUGAGAGAAUGCCAAGAGUGUGCAAUGCUGUCAUCAAGGCAAAGGGUGGAUCUUUGAAGAAUCUAUAUUUUGAAUCAACACUUUUUGCAUACUACAUGAUUUAAUGUGUUAUUUCAUAGUUGUGAUAUCUUCACUAUAUUACUAAAUAGUAAAAUAAAGAAAAACCCUUGAAUGUGUAGGUGUGUCCAAACUUUUGACUCUAUAUAUAUAUAUAUAUAUAUAUAUAUAUAUAUAUAUAUAUAUUAGACUAGUAGUCGGUUGCAAAGAAAAGCGUUAAAUGUGGUUCCAAUACAUACGCACUGAAAUGCCUUAUUUUCUAUCAUAUUGUGGAGUUGAAAAAGGGGAACGGCGCAUAGUUUUUAAGCUACUGUCGAUUGUUUAAAGGUUUGAGUUAAAUGUGUGUUUAAAAAAUGGUAUAGAAAUUAAGCGAUUGGUUAUUGCCAGCCUGAAACCCUUGUUACGUUUUUUUAAUGACAGCCAUGGUUAGGUCUGUGUCAAAAUCCUUUAAAAAAAAACAUUAGUACGGUCUUCCUGAUUUAUGUUUGUGUCAUAUUUGUGCUUGCCUAAAACCAUCAGCAAGCUUUACCCACAUCCUGCUCAGUUGCAUCCUGAAUAAUAUUGCAGGUGGCAAAAAGAAAACAACCGCAUAUUUAAAAUGUUGUAUAAUAAUUCCUAUUGAACUUCUACAAUUGAUCGGAUGUUGUAAUAUGCAUUUCUUGCAAAUCAAGUAUUUUUAAUGAACAGCUAUAUCAUCGUAAACUGGUUUUAUGGUAUCUCAAACUCCAAGCUCUUUAAAUGGCUUUUUAAAUGUGUAUAGUGUAAUAUUCAGAUGUGUUUAUUUUGUAAAAACGUGAUUUCUAAAUGACUCACAAUUUAGAAAGUCGAGUCAUUUUUAGAAAGAAAAAAAGAAGAAGCCAUGCUAAGGGGUUGAAUUGCCAAAUUUGACUUUAAUCUCAGGGUGACUUGGUCAUGCACGGUAGAACAAUCCUCCCCUGUAGCCCCUAGAGAUGUUGUGGGGUGUUGUGUAGAGAGGUGUUAUUCCAUGGACCAAAAGCAUAGUUGAAUUAUGCUGUCACCGUGUUACCUAUGCUCUAUAAACUGUAUGUCAGGGUCCUUAGAUGACAACCCCACCCCCUCACCCUUUAUGAAAUAGUUGGGUGAAGAGAUGCGCUCUGUGUCUGCGCCUCGCUCAAUCAGCCCUCUAAGACAGAAGUGAAGUGGAAUCGCACGAGGCAGUACUCUCUUAAUAGCACUCUUCUCUUCAUCUGUAGUUUGAUCAUUCUCUUUUUGUAUAAACGUAUUUGUAUACUGCCCAUGUUGGUUAUCCUCGUUUAUCUCUUGUCAGUAAAUGUUUCUGUCUCUGUCUUAUUUCUUUUAAUCGGAGUGUUAUUUUGACUCCCUUUUCUGUAGUAAUAUAUCUAUGUUAUUAUUCAGAUUAUGAAAUGUAAGAUUGAAGAAAGUGAAUUUGUGUGCAUUGUAUCUGCUGUUGUAGUGACUGGUUCUGGGAAGUUGUCUUCAACUCAGAAGGCCCCCCCCAGUGGCUUUAAGUCCACCAUGAUAUCAUUGAAACGUAUUAUACCCUGUGUGGUCAUUAACAAAACACUAUAUUAUACCUCACAGAUUCACAUUUAGAAGUGAACAUGUCAUUUUUACAAUCUCAAAAAGUUUCAAUUCAGAUUCAUUAUAAACAUUUUUGUAACGUGGUAUUCAUUUCAUUGAUUUGAUUCUGUUUUGCGGGAAACAAUUGUACAAUGUCCACUUUUUGAGGGCAUCUUGUUAUUUCAUACAAAAAUGACUAAACAUUACCUGGUA